GAAGAUCUGCGCUACUCCGAGUUGUGGAAACUCUUUGAUCGCCACCGACUACUGGACUUGUUGAAAGAAGGCUCGAGCAGUGACUUCUUUUAAUAUUUGGACUUUCUCCGCCGUGUCAAGCGUCGUUUUUCUAUGAACCUUGGAUUUGAGAAACCAUUGCUUGAGGCAGCAGCACAUUUGUGUGAAUUAGCGGCUCCGAAAAGAAACCAUAUCUGGUCAAAGUAUUCAGCUGUCACAUGCGCUAUAUAUAGUGUGGGAUAAGCGCUGACUGAAGUCCUGUGGUUGGGGGGCUCAACUGUUCCUGCCUUUUUUCUUUUCUUUUCUUUUCUUUUCUUCUGUCCUCUUCUUCCCUUUUAUCUUAUUCAUCAUGUUCCAUAAAGAGAUGGAGAAAUACCGGGAUGUGGAUGAGGAUGAGCUCUUGCAGAAACUCAGUGAAGAGGAGCUCAGGAGACUUGAGGAUGAACUUGAAGAGCUUGAUCCUGAUAACGCACUGUUGCCAGCAGGAUUCAGGCAGAGGGAUCAGACUAAGAAAGCUCCGACCGGAACUUUCCAGAGAGAUAACCUUCUAGCUCACCUGGAGAAACAAGCCAAAGAACAUCCAGACCGAGAUGAUCUUGUUCCCUACACUGGCGAAAAAAGAGGAAAAGUGUGGGAGCCUAAGACGAAAGUUGUUGACCCUAUCCUGGAAGAUGUCACUCUGGAGCCUGAACUAGAAGAGGCGCUAUCUAGUGCUACUGAUGCAGAAUUGUGCGAUAUAGCAGCCAUCUUGGGUAUGCACACACUGAUGAGCAAUCAGCAGUAUUAUGAAGCACUGGCCAGCAGCACUAUCGUCAACAAGCAGGGUUUGAACAGUGUAAUCCAGUGUACUCAGUAUAAGCCAGUGCCAGAUGAACAGCCCAAUGACACAGAUGUAGAGGAAACACUACAGAGAAUCAAAAGCAAUGAUCCAGAUCUUACUGAGGUCAACCUAAAUAACAUCAAGAAUAUUCCAGUCCCAACUUUGAAAGCAUAUGCUGAAGCUCUUAAAGGGAACAGUGUUGUGGAGCGCCUGAGCAUCGUUGGCACCAGAAGUAACGAUCCUGUAGCCUUUGCACUAGCAGACAUGCUGAAAGUGAACACCACUCUGAAGAGUCUAAACGUGGAGUCAAACUUCAUUACUGGAGCUGGAAUUCUGGCACUCGUGGAAUCCUUAAAGAGCAACACUACACUUCAGGAACUAAAGAUUGACAAUCAGAGCCAGCCUUUGGGUAAUAAGGUUGAGAUGGAGAUAGCUAAUAUUUUGGAGAAGAACACUACUCUGCUGAAGUUCGGAUACCACUUCACCCAGCAGGGCCCACGCUUGCGUGGAUCUAAUGCCAUGAUGAGCAACAAUGACCUUGCACGUGUAAUUCGGUCGGACGCAGAUGGCGCGAUCACAUUCACUCUGUCUGUCCCUGAGCUGGAAAGAGCCUUCUGUAAAAAGUUCAAGUUCACGUCAAAACCCAAUAAGAAAGAGAAGGCUUGAAGGAGGGCCCAUCUUUCCUAAAUGUCGGACAAACGUGUAGCAGCAGCAGCGGGAACCCUCUAUGGCCUGGGACCUGCACCAGCAUACUGUACAUCACAUCACACCCCAUCUCAUCCCAUAUCCUCCCUCCAUUUCUGUCCCUUUCACAGGUAACUCACAGGGUCAUCUAAAGAAAACAUAUUCAAUUCAGAAUGCUGCUUUUUUUUUUUUUCCCAAAGCCCCAGAUGUGGAAACUCGAAGGUACCACUCUGUUUACCAGACACAUGGUUACUCAUGGCGGAGUGUUUUAAAAAUGUGUAAACUACCUGCCAAAACAUUAGUAGGGAAAAAUCACCUACUUGUGUUGAUGGAAGCCAUCAGAUGAAAAUGACGCUCAGUUUAUCACAAUGUUCUCAGCUGACAUAAUCCUCAUGCUGUAAACAGUUUGACCUUAAAGCCAGUCAUUUUGCUGUGUUUGGAUGCACACCAAGAGCAUCAAACUUCAAACUUGACUGAUUGUAGCUGUGGUUUUGCCUUGUCCAGGCCAGUUUGAGUCUCACUAUAGUGGUAUUACUCGCACAUGUCGCAUAGAAGCAUGUUUUUACUGUGUGUUUUUGGGAUAUGCUGUAAUUUUGACAUGUUCUUCUCUUUAAAUGUUUAACAACUGGUAAAUUUGUAGCUCUACAAAUGAAUUAUUGGCAAGUCACUGUACUGUGGUUUCUAGUAUGCGCAUUUGACUGCAGAAUCAGGUGAUCUCCACUCUCCGCGAAUACCAAUGGAAGUGCAUUGUUGGUGCAUAUUUGUCGCCUCAGAUCACCAACUCACAUUGAAAAUGAAUGCAAAUUCAUUUUGCGAAUUGAUCACCUGAUAACAAUACAAAAUCCAAGCUCUAUGUAUUUGCACCGCUCCAGCAUAUUUAUGAAAUUAUUUAUAGAUUUUAUAUUCUUUGUUUGAUGAGGGAAAACCUCUGUUUCAUGUUCAGGACAAGCUGUAUUUUCUUUUCCACGAUUAUCAAUAAUAUCUCUCUUUUAACAGUCUCUUUCUAUGAUAACCACUUAUCAUAAAAGGAAUGUGAUUGACUUGUAAACAGUGUUCUCUGUAGUAGUCUUCCUCAUUCAAUGCCUUUUACUCUUGGGUGAGGAUCAUAACACACAAUAGCUGCGUUUCCACCGCAGGAACUUUCACCAGGAACUAGGGACAUUGGGGUGGUACACAGAGUGUUUCGACCGCAGGCACCAGGGUCUAAAUGAAGUUCUGGGUCCCUCAGAAAAACCCUGCUCACAAGGUAGUACUUUUGGUGCGCUCAAGUCCUCCUGGGAAGUUCAUAUUUACCAGGUGGGAAGUUGUUUACAACGUCAGGUGUGUUCAUGUCACUCUUAUCGGAGCAAGAUGGCGGUGUACCUUCUCUUAAUUAACUACACAAAAAUACUUGGGCACUGAACAUGCUGAUUGGUUGCUGAGUUCACACAGCAUUUUGAUUGGUUGACUUCAUGCAGCAUUUUAUUUCAACCACCAUUUUUAAGUCUGUUGCGGUGCGUGCAGUAAAAGUAUUACUAUGAAUGGGAGAAAGUGAAACGCGCAAUGCACAAUAUGGUGGAAUAAGUCCCGCCUUCAAAGUAAAAGUACCAGUCACUGAUUGGUGAAGUCAUCGCAUCACUUCAGCUGCCGUUAGAAGCUCUGGUUGCUAUAAAAACAGUCAGUUUUCUGAGACGCACACUUAGGACUGCGCAUGCGCGUUAGCUUGGUCCAGUCUGAAAAAUGCAUUUUUUUUUGUCAUGAUUUGAGUGUUUAGAAGCAAAAUUUAUGAGACAGUUGUUGUCAGAUUUCAUUGUUUUUUUCAAAUAUGAAAUUUAAUCGUAAGCUUGGCGAAAAGUUUCAAAGAUGGUCGCCGAGUGAAAUGACAUGUCUUAAAGGGACUUUGCUUUAGACCACAAUGGAAAUGCAGACAGCAACAGAUCUGGGGGAAAAAAAGUUCUUGGGACAAAUUGUUCCGGGUAAUUUCGGUGGAAAUGCGGCUAAUAGAAAAAUUAUCAUAAAACAAUUUGUAUUGUUGUCUAUGCCUGCUCUCACGAAGUAACAUCCAGGUUAUUCUUUACCCAGAAUCUAAAUAUAGCACAGUACUUGCAUGGUGCUUUGAUAAUAUUAUAUAUGUAUUAUUAAACCACCAUGCAAGUAUUGUGCAUUGUGAUGGCAAUUAAGCACAUUUUCUCCUGACUUCUCAUCAUAGUAAUUUUACUGUAAAAUAACUGUCAAAGUAUAAUUCAGUACAACAAACACAAUUGUACUUAACAAUUUAUAUAAUAUAAUUAUUUAGCAAAAUAUAAUUUGUUUUUAAUGCAUCUUGAUUUUGAGAUGAAAUGUGACCUGGUCAUUUUUUGCCAGUUUUUGUGAGACUAGGCAUCAUUUGCAGUGAUUUAGCAGGGUGUGUGUGUAUGUGUUUCUCAGAUAUUUGUUGUCCGUGAUCAGGCCUUACUCCUUUCGCACUCUCCCAGCACAGUAAAAGUCAGAAUGUUUUAUGGAUGUAAACAUUUUCCUACUGUUUAAAGGACAGAACAUUUAUAGGACUUUGUCUUGUUCAGAACCAAAAAGGGAAAAUUCACUGUUGAUUGUCUUGUCCCGUGUUUGGAAGCAGGCCCAUAAUCAUUGCCAUAGAGUGCCUGGGCUGGUGCACAUAUGUACAUUUUGUUAGUGCACCUUACUGUAUGUGGUUUAUUGAGUUAAUAAAGAUUGACAAAGUUGCGUGGAAA
Ctenopharyngodon idella (grass carp) is the source of this 4230-nucleotide messenger RNA. RefSeq names its product tropomodulin 1 (gene tmod1). The transcript has 11 exons. Gene Ontology annotation, biological process: pointed-end actin filament capping; muscle contraction; myofibril assembly. Lineage: Eukaryota; Metazoa; Chordata; Actinopteri; Cypriniformes; Xenocyprididae. Gene Ontology annotation, molecular function: tropomyosin binding. Gene Ontology annotation, cellular component: myofibril; striated muscle thin filament. The record is from RefSeq and is a predicted model, not a curated record. The coding region runs from base 368 to 1504 and encodes 378 amino acids.